AUGAACGACACAGAUCCGGCCACCGCCGCUCGUCCUGACUGGGAAAACCAUUUUAAUGACAGUCUGCGGCUUCGCUUCGCCGUUCAGCGCGCGAGCCUUCUGUCGGUCGCGUGCGGCCCUACGGCGGCUGCGUCGACGCCGAUCCCCGCGGGACCCUCACGGACGUGGAGGGCCGUUUUUGUCUCGAGCGCGUCGAUAUCAAGUGGCACGCGCCUCGUCGUCACGGCCCGCAGCUGUGGCGAGAAGAGAUGCGGACGACCGCGGGGGCUCGCGUUUUACAUUCCGCCCGCUCGCCGCGGGAAAUUAGACAUUCAUCAAACGCGUAGGAAGCGUAAUUAUAACUUAAAGACACAAGGUUACAGUGGGUUCCUAGAAAAUAAUCCGCCAGCCGUCACUGCCCACGCUGACACCAGCAGACUGUGCUGUGGCUCAUUGCCAGUCGUGUUCCUGCGGUGGGUCCGUGGGGGUCCCGGCGCCAUAUUGAGAUCCGUUCGGGACCGGAAAAAGCCGAGCCACUUGCCGUAUUUGUAUUCAGGGGCCAGAGUCAGAGUCUGCAGGGUCCGCCUUCGUGUGGCCGCUGCGUCGGCAGCGUUGGAGGACGACCAGACGCGGGGAAUCACAAGUGGAAGCGAGGCCACCGCCAAGUUCUAUGUUGCUGCUCAUUGGCUGGACUCACCUGUCCUACACUACACCAGUAGGCCUGUCAACAGGAAGGCGUCCCUCCUUCAGAUCAGCCAUGUAGAACAGGACGACCCGGGGGCUGAUGAGGACGCCGCCACUGAUGGAGGGACUCGUGCUCGGCUGAGCUGGACUUUUAAAGGCAUUAACGCUCUUCGGGAGCCAAAGGAAGAUUUGUUAGCAAAGUUGUGAGUCCACACUGUCGUGGAAAUGUUUGUUUGGACACGUGCAGUCCUUUGCCUGAAACUGCAGCUUUGCUGCGCAGAUAAAUCACUAGACACCUUUUAUAGUUUGUGCUAUGGACUAUGGAGAAUAGCUUUUUCUGGAGCUUUGAGUAUAUAACUGCUGCUCUAUUUAUCAUUGGACUGUAAUUUAAGUAAUUAGGGCAGUGAUAAAUCUAUUUCUUUAAAAUGUUCAGGGACAGUCUUGAACAGAGGUUCGAGCUGCACUGCAGCGUCCUCGGCUUGUUUCCCUUUGAGUUGUGGGGGCAUCCUUGGCUACGAAACCUGAAAAUGCAGAUUUGGCGCCUCGCUUCGUGUCGGGCAAAGCGCUAGCUGUUGUUUAGCGCUUCCGCGUCAGCUCGAGCUCCGCAUCAAACGUGCCCUAACCCAUAUUUUGGAGGCAGUUGGUAGCUGCGCCGGCGCCGGCGUCCUCUGAGGCGCGCCCCAGAUGAGACACAGCACAUACCUGGCGGGGCCUCCGUGGGACGCGGGCUCUCUGACGGGGAGGGGAAGAUUGACGCGUGAGCAUUAUUUUUCACAGGAAAGUGUCAAGCAGGCUCUUAUGUGAUAUGGAGGCAUGUGAAGGGCUGUCCUCCACCUCCUCCCCCCCUCCUCGCCUCUCAUGUCUCUCUUUUUUUUUAACACCUCUGCUAUUCAACCAGGCCUCUGAGCAUUUAAAUGAUCAGAAUUCUGCAACAUGGCUGUCUGCCCUCGCGCUGUCAAAUUUGGACCGAUAUGUUUCAGCAAGUGAGAGAGGUAGACAUGGACCAUACACAUACAUUACACAGAUCUGUACGCGCGCACACACACACACACACACACACACACACACACACACAGAUUUGCCCACAAGUCCGGCGUCACUUCUCCAGACAGGCAAACGCCUCUCGGCAUACCCGCCAGUUGAGCCAGGCAGAAAAGUGUAAAAAUGUGCUCCUCAGUGGAGAUGCAGUCAGUCAUACAGCUGUCGAGAAGCAGCAGUUAUCUGUUCAGAUGGAGACUAGAGGGCAAAAGGCCAGAGUCGUUUUAUUCCACUUUCACUCAUUCGUCAACUAUAAAAUCUAAACCCAACAACCUUUUGUCAUUGUGUGUUUUAGAGGAAAUAACUGUACUUAAGGAGCCUCGGUGGCGUUAUUAAUAAAAAAAAAAACAAAAACUCAAGGUGA
Betta splendens (Siamese fighting fish) is the source of this 2065-nucleotide messenger RNA. RefSeq lists its product as uncharacterized. The coding region runs from base 1 to 870 and encodes 289 amino acids. The transcript is spliced from 3 exons. The record is from RefSeq and is a predicted model, not a curated record. NCBI's taxonomy places the organism in Eukaryota, Metazoa, Chordata, Actinopteri, Anabantiformes, Osphronemidae.